GAAACUAAUUCCCCUGGCACGCCUUAAGAGACAUUGACAGCCAUAUUGUUCCCGAAUAAGGUGUCUUGUACACUAAUUUCGUUGGCAAUUUAGGUACUUACGGCGUCUACCUCUGCUGUUUAGAAACCAGUGUUUUCAAAAGUUUAUAUUUGUACAUUACAUAUACAUACAUCGUGGAUGUUUUAGACGGAGACAAGAGCAUAUCAGCUGUUUUAAAAAGUGACAGUUAAUUAGUUACUAUUGAAGGCUGUAGCGAAAAGGACUAGGGUAAGACCCUGAAAAAAAUGGCGUCCACAGAAAUUGUGGAGAAUUCCACCAAUCACCAUGGAGCAACAUCGGGAGUCGGGAAAUCUACCGAUGAUGCCCAAGGAUGGAAAGCCAAACUGAAGCUUCCCCCAAAGGACUUAAGAAUAAAAACCACAGAUGUGACCAACACUAAAGGAAAUGAAUUCGAAGACUUCUGUUUAAAGCGGGAUCUGUUGAUGGGAGUGUUUGAAAAGGGAUGGGAAAAACCAUCUCCUAUCCAAGAGGCUAGCAUACCUAUAGCACUUACAGGUCGUGACAUACUAGCCCGUGCUAAAAAUGGCACUGGUAAAACAGGUGCUUAUGCCAUUCCUAUUUUGGAGCGUGCAGACCCAUCUAUGGAUAAACUGCAAGCACUUAUCAUCGUUCCCACCAGAGAGUUGGCAUUGCAGACAAGUCAGAUAUGUAUCGAGCUCAGUAGACAUUUAGGCCUUAAAUGCAUGGUGACAACAGGUGGCACAAACCUGAAAGAUGACAUUAUGCGGCUGUAUGAACCAGUGCAUGUAAUAAUUGCAACACCUGGGCGUAUUCUUGACCUAAUGAAUAAAAACUUGGUAAAAACAGACCACUGCGCUAUUUUGGUCCUGGAUGAGGCAGACAAAUUGCUGUCUCAAGAUUUUAAGGGCAUGCUAGACAGCAUCAUUAGCCACCUACCUUCUGAAAGACAAAUCAUGCUAUACUCUGCAACCUUCCCUCUUUCUGUGGAACAGUUCAUGAGAAAACAUCUCAACAAUCCAUAUGAGAUUAAUCUGAUGGAAGAGCUUACUCUCAAAGGUGUCACACAGUACUAUGCUUUUGUCCAAGAGAAACAGAAGGUCCACUGCCUAAACACACUUUUUUCCAAACUACAGAUAAACCAGUCUAUUAUAUUUUGCAACUCUACACAGCGUGUUGAGUUGCUUGCUAAGAAAAUCACAGAACUUGGUUACUCCUGCUACUACAUACAUGCCAAAAUGAACCAGCAGCAUCGCAACCGCGUGUUUCAUGAUUUCAGACAAGGCCUUUGCCGCAAUCUUGUCUGCUCAGAUCUCUUCACUCGAGGUAUCGACAUUCAAGCAGUGAAUGUUGUGAUUAAUUUUGACUUCCCUAGGCAUGCUGAAACAUAUUUGCACAGAAUUGGUCGCUCUGGCCGAUAUGGUCAUCUUGGUGUGGCCAUCAACCUUAUUACUUUUGAUGACAGGUUUGCCCUUCAUAAGAUAGAGCAAGAACUCUGCACAGAAAUAAAACCAAUACCUAAAACCAUUGACAAAUCACUAUAUGUUGCCGAGUUCCAGAUUCCAAAGGAUGCACAAGACGAUGCCUAAGUGUUAUGUUUCUUUGUGUGCCAGUUCCGCUUGGGUGUCUUCAGACAAGAAUGUGUUUUGCUGACAUGUAAGAUGAGGCAGGAGAUGCUUGUGCUUCUUAAUUCAUCAAAGGGGAAUCGGUAAAUUAUUCUUGUAACAUAACAGCAGGAGCCAGAAUCAGCUAUUUUCCUCGUAUUAAAGAUGUGCGAGGACUCCCAACCUUCUCAGUAUCUGUUUUCCCCAGCUGUAACCCCUUUUUUUGUGCAAGUGUUUCCACAGUCAUUUCAAAUAAACUAUUUAGACAUGGAGACAAUGUGGUGAGACAGAUCACUUGUGCACAUGCUUCUAAUGCCUUUAAGGGACAGUGUUGUGCAUCGAAUGAAGACAAAAGCAGUGGGCAGUAUGUGCCAUAAUGUCUUGUGGUUAAACGAAAACAAGGAAGAUUUUCUUGAUUCUGUCAUUGGCAUCUUGAGUGAUUUGAAGUAUUUUUCUUGGGAACCAGACAAUUAGCAUUUCACCACAAAUAAGCCAACUGUGAGCACGUUGGUCACAAACUCUAAGCAGUUGAUCAUUUUCCACAUUGCAGGGACAAAAGGUGGGUAACAAUAAUAAUCACACAGUCUUGGAGCUGUUCAGUGCUUAGCAGUGUAAACUCCAGUGGUACAGCUCUGCAAACCAAAGAAAGAUUAUGGUUUGUCAAGGUUUCACUAGAUGAAUAUCUAAAGAAUGGCAGAGUAGUUUUUCAAGGCCAUUGCAGGAUAAAUGUGACAGUUAACUGUAUUUCAGACCCUUUUAUGUGAGGAAAGUAGUUAAAAAAAAAAAUGUGCUUCUUCCUCUGAUGGUUUUACGGUUGGAUCACAGGUAAACUAUUUGUGUGUGUAUGAGUGCAAGAAGGAAGGGUCUGAUUCAUUUAAAAAUCUUAAGGCCAGGAAUGCAAGCAAGUUACAUGCCAUCAUUUACUGGAUUUCAGAUGUCUGGCAUACUUUUUAAAAGUUUCGUCUGUUUACAGGUAGUUAUGCUGCAGUUGGCAAUGCAGUAACUUCUCUUUCCUGACCUUUUGUAAUGCAUGCAAUAGUGCCUCCCUGUUUCUGAUGACCAGGGCCAAAGUUAAUAGAGAUACAUGUGUGCAUCUGGUUUGGAGUGUGUGGACCAUCACGAGAUUUGAUAUAACUUGCAUUCAGCAUGUUUGCUUUCCCAUUGGAAUGAAUGGGAUGACUGAAAUUUCAUUGGAAGUGAUAAAAGGACAGCAUGUCAAGGGUUUUUUUUUUUUGUGUUGGUCUUGGUAGCCUGUUGAUUGUAGGAAGGAAUUCAUUGGGUCUAUAAUUUAAAAAAAAAUGGUGUGAGUGAACUGCUUUCAGGAUAGCUGUGUUCUUAAGCAGUUUUUAGUUAGAAGGUACACCAGGGCAUACAGAAAUUGGGACAGAAAAUCUAGCCUAUCAGUGCGAGAUUAACACUGCUGUUUAGACUUCAUUUUCCCUUAAAUUUGUGGGAGAAUAAUGGUAAUGUAUGUAAAUAGAACUAAAGGCAAACUGGUCUCGGAGUUUUCCUUCGAUCCUGCCAAAAUGUAUAUUGCUUAUAAAUAACUGUACAUAGAUUAUACCCUACCCCUACCCUUCCUACCCCAUCCAGCUGAUGCUGAAGGAAUGUACCACAAACUUCUAAUUCAUCUUCAUUUGAGAAUGGGCAACAAUUGUUUUGCUGCAGAACAUUUCAUCGUUUAAUGAUAAUGCCUUGGCAAGACAUGGGUUAUCCCCUUGAAGUUUGUUGCAUGUGCUUAGCUUGAAAGCAAAUAUAAAGAUACGAUUGUGGAAACUUUCUUACGUCAAAUGUGAAUUCAGUUUGCGUGAAAUAAUUAUGGAUUUGUUUCAUUUCCAACAUGGAAAACUGAGGAACAUGACAUCGCAAUUUGGUUUGAACCAAUGGCUCAUCGAUAAACAAUGAUUAUUCAGCCAGCAGUUCUUCAUAAAAGCAAAGUACAGGAGCCAGGAUGAUGUGCAUGGAUGUGUUGUGGCAGGGUGGAGGAUAUGCAUAUGUCAUCGCUAUAAUCUUGGUUACUUCAUAUCAAGCAGGAAGUGGUUUGGGGUACAUUUCUGCUUGUUGCAAUUUUGAUGAUAAGAUUGUAUUUUUGUAUGAAAGAAUUAGAGAGUGCUGCUCGUUUGCUGCAAAGCUGGGCUGUGCACUUUAAAUGUACUCAUCUGUGUCACUACUGCAUGGCACUUAAUAUGGCAGCAAGAUGCAAGAGUGAGUGUGCAACAUAAACUGUUUCUAUGUCGAAGUGAUGGUUUGUGCACACAGCAGCUCAAACAUUGAACUGCUCAUGAUCAUAAACAUUCAUCAGAGACUUCAUUUAGACUGAGUUGUGACUGUGUGCAACAGCAUUUAUGUCCACGUUUUGUCCUGCUCAUACAGAAGAGGUGUGUAUUAGCUCUGUAUGAAACACUAGAUGUUUGAACAAACACUGGACAUGCAGGCUUUAUCAUGUGGCUGUGCAUUUGAAGAUGGGACAUAGAUGCAAGGAAUUCUGCAUGUGGACUUGCACUGUAAUCUUAUCAACGUUUUGAAUUGAAGUUCAUGCUAUAACUGGUAUUUUAAGUUGGAAUAUUUUCAUUAAGUUGCGGAAUUUCAGCUUAAAAGAAUAUAGUAUUGGAUACUUUUUUCCCAGAGCCACAGUACUUUUGUCAUUUUAAUCAUUUGUGUUAAGAAGUCUAUUUCACCUGUGACCUCUAUGUCCUGGGCACAGUGUGUCACUAGCUUAUGUCUGGCAGUGGACAUACGUAUUUUAGCUAACUGCUGUGGCAUACAGUGCCCUUGGCGUUGCUUGACAGAACUAUUUUUCUAAAUCCUAGGUUUUAGAGGAUUAGGGCUUUCCACUAACUUUAUCACAGAUAUCACAUUUGUGCUGAAACUGCAUCCAGUUCAGAAAGUAUGAAUUGAGACAAAAACUAGAAAAGCGGGACCUAAUCACAAUCUUAUAUUCUUGUCAUUUAUUGGACCUUAGGCAAGGCAUGGUUGUUUAAGUACAUAUUUGCAUAUGCAUCUACUGAUAUGACUUGUGAAAAUGCUUAAAGGCAUCUUUGAUUUUUGUAGGAAAGUUUAUUGACCAUGUGCUAAGACAGUUUAUCUUUGGCAACUAGAUCUAAAUAAGAGCUUCUGUGAAGUAUGGAUAAAGACAGAGAUUCUGUGCACAUACCAUUUUAACCAUGAACCAAUGGAUUUUACUAGAAAUUAUUGUUUUUGUUGCAUCAGUAGUAGAGAUCAAAGGCUGCAGCUAGUGUGACAAACUGAACCAAGUCAGAAGCCUAUGUUUGUAGCGCAUGGUCAAUAGAUGUUCUUUCUAUUAGAGGUAAAGUCACAUAUCCCAAAGUUCAUAUUUCAGAGCUGCCUGGAAUUGUGAAGGUGUUGAAUGGCAACUUUUAGGUUUUUAAGCUUUUCUUUAUGUAGUUCUACAUCGUGCAUAUUUGCUUUAAUCUUUACCUUUCCCAGCUCUUUUGCCAACAACUUUUACACUUGCCCAAUCAUUUUCUGUAGUAGGAGGAAUAAGACUAAAAAAGUUUACUAAAAUUACUAGAUAGAUGAAGUGUAUAUGCCUUUUUAUGUUGCUUAUGCAUUAUUGCUAGAUAUUCCUUAUUAGCCCACUUUUAGGUUUUGUCAUUUAGCAAAUAGUGUAGGCUUCUUGAGGGAGAAGUAUCAGUUACAAAAGACCCUUAGAAAAUUAAAAAGGCAAAUCACUGUUUACACUGGGUGCAAUUUUGGGGGGAAAGGUUUUAAGUAGUUCAGUGAGAUACUGGUUUGAAGUAUAUACUGGCUGUUGAGAGGAGCUGAGUAUGUGAGCAGCCGAGAUUGUGCAGAAGAGUCAGUAGUAAGUCAGAGAAUACUUUUGAUGACUAAUGUAUGGGGACAUAAGUGCUUUGAAGAUUCUUUAGGCUACUUUAUAACAAAGAUGACUCUUAAUUAAUGUAGCAUGUGUACUUAAAAAUUAUUAUCUGCUUGAUGCUGUCAGAUUAAUCCUUUGCAGACAAGUUGGCAUCAUUGACAGUUUCAUUUCUGUGGAAAAGGGAAAAGGCCACCAUUGAAGAAACUUUAAAAACUGUUAAUGCCUACUUUUAUGUGCUGGAUUUCUGGAAAUAAUUCUCAUAAUUACAAAAGUGAAAAAGGCAUCGAGAACAUGGGGAAACUACAGUGUGCUGUUACUAUUUUUUGUUCAGUAGCAACAGUUUCUGACCUCAUCAUAAUGAUACUUCAGGAUGGCAUUAGAGUAUCACAAGACAGAGAAGAAAAAAAGGAUGCGGGCAGUAGAGAGCUGUUGCUCCUGUUCUGUCUGGAUAUGAUUGGAUAACCUUACCAUAAUAAUCUAACAACUACCCUGCACCAGCUUAAACUUGAUUGCAAAUGGGCGCUAAUGAUCUAGAGUAGGGAAAACUUAAACAACAUGGCAUCAGUGUUUAGAUAUUUAAAUCAUUGAUGGAUUUUAAUAGAACAUUAAAAUGAUGGCACAUUAAUUUUAAGUGUGGGAAGUUGCAAAAGAAAUUGGUUAUGUUAACUUUAAAUUUGGUCCUACUCAAUAUGGUGUCUAAAAACACAAUCACUGGAAGCAGCUAGAAUUUUAAAAAUCUAUAAAACUAGGUGCAUUGUGAAUAGUAGUGGAAACUCUUUGCUAGAUGUAGAUUGGAGAAUUAGUGAUGUUUAUGCUUUUUCAUUUUUGUUUUUGUUAAAAUCACAUCCCCCCCAAAAAAGUCUGAAAUUUAGGGAAAUCAUAGAUGAAACAGUUCUGGAUUGGUUAGUCUGCAUACUUUUGCCCCCUCCUUACUGGUCUCAUCUCCUAGUUGGGGGGAAAAAAGUGUUGUUUCAAGGCACAUUUUACAUGAUUGUGCAGUCCAGAGUUAAAAACAAAGUUAGGAAUUGGAUGCAUGGAUAUUGAUAUUUAUUUUGACCUUACACAAAAGGUUGUGUUUUGCAUAUAAUUUUGUCAGUGGAUGUUUUAACUAGUGGGUGUCAUCUGAGAAUUGUGGUUAUUGACAUUGAAUGAGGCACACAUUCUGUGUAUAUGCUUUGUGUGUAAUUUUGAGCUAAGAGAAAAAGGGAAAUGCCAGUGCUUGUGCAGAAGAGCUCGUGAGUGAUUGGUUUGAGCAAGUAAAAUCCUUGCAGGACAUAAAAUACUUGGAACAGCUGUAAUGUUGUGACUUCUCUUUGGUCACAAUCCAUGAUUGGGUUAUAAGUGCUUGCAUCUUUCUAUACAUAAGUGCCCAUAUAUGUCAGAGGAUUGUUAUUGUAUGCAAACGUCAUGUGAAAUCUUAGAUAGCAACAGCUAGGUAGUUUCUGUUAACAUCUAGAGAUUCAUCUGACAAUAUCACUUGUGUAUACAUUUCACAUUAACACAUUAUUUUCGAGUGUGUGCGUGCGUACAUGUUAGUGUGUGUGUGUGCAUAUUGGCCAUCUAAGCAUGACUUGCUUAUGUGUGUUGGUAGACAUGCUAAUAUGCACCAACAUGAUUUGUUAAUGGUCUGCAUGAGAUUAUUUGAUGUAUGUUAGGGCUACAAAAUAAUAUCAAGCAGUUGAAGCUGGAGAAAAGUGAUUUAUUGCAGAUAAAUUGCAGUUUUCACAUUCUGAGGCAGCCAGUCAUUCUAGUCUUUCAGUCAUGAGAGAAUGAGCCAGUCAGUACACAUUGCAAACAUUGCUUGAAUGAGCAGAAAAUGGUAAACAUUUGUGUAGAUAAGCUCAUGGUGGUGAGAAUCUGGGGCAUAAACAUUCCUCCACUCCACUGACCCUGAUGUCUUUUGGGCUUAAUUCUUCUUACUGCUUUGUUGUCACUUGUUUAAAAACAUGAAAAAGACUUGGUGCUACAAUUUUAAAAAUGACUGAAUGGUUUUGCAUGUGAAUUAUUUGUAUUUCUUAAGAAUGUAGUGUAAUCUGAAAGCAGUCUGUUGAAAAUUUGGCAUGUCAAAAACAAGACUGCAUCAGCAUGUUUGCACACUUUGAUGAAGAUGCAUUUUUUUUUUUUUAAUAACUGUAUGUGACAGAGUGUCUUAAAAAGUGUGAACUCAACAUAUGAUAGGAUGCACUGGUUGAAGUAGAACGUUUGGUGAGUGUUUAUAGGUGUGAUUUGAUCUCAUUUCCUUAUUGCAGUUUUGCUUGCAAGGGUGUAGUCUGGUGUGUGCUAAGAUCUCCACAUCUGAGAGGCAUGAUAGUUGUGUCUGGGGUAAAGUCCAAGCAGUAUUUUGUAUUUCAAUUAUUAAUCUGACCUGCUUGGGAAAAGUAUGUGGUGGAAUUUUGUUUUUUUUUUUGGAUGAUAUGAAGGGAAGAUGUCAACUGUACCCAGUUUCCACAUAUGUACAGCUGGGGUGUGAACAAAAUGAUUCUAGUAUGUGUAUUUGUUAGGUAACAUUUUAUAUUUUUUUUUUUUCGCACAUUGUGUCCCAUUAUUGGGUCUCUGUAGGACAGUAAGCUUGCAUUUGACCUACUGACCUUUCCACAUUGAAGUGGGAGGGGGAAUGGGCAGUACAUGUUAGAGGAAAAAAGGAAAGAAGGAAGUGGGUGGGGGAGUUGGGUCUAAAGUGAACAAUUUUUUUUGUUAACUUCUGAUGAAUCAUUCCACCGUUUCUAAAAACAUUUGUGGAAAAGGCCCUUGCUUCUUCAGCUCAUUAAUGCGUUUUGUAGCACCAGAAUCAAUACCAUUAUUGCAGGUUAAAUGGCUUCAUGAAAAUAUAACAUAGACCUCUGGCUAGACAUUGGUAUGUGGUUUGACCGUUGCUGCUUUUUGAACUCCAAAGAGUAUAUGCAGCGAAAUGGUGAAUAGCAGCAGUGUGAAUUUGAUUAUAGAGGGGAAUGAUGUCUUGACAGUCACUAAAGGGUUUUGUUAUAAAAAUAGGUCUAUGGAUUCUUUUGAAGCACAAGGCUUAAAAUGCCUUACAAAUUUGCAGUUGGCUAUGCUUCAUACUAUUUAACAUGAAAACAUUCACAACCUAACAUUUAUUUAUUGGCCUUAUGCUGGAUUGUUUCAUCUUAAGCUUCUGAUUUAACAGCAUGACGAAGCACCUACAACAAUUAGACUGUGAUUUCUUAAUUUGUCACAUUGUUAAGUGGACUAGUGUAUUUCUUAAUGCAUGAAAACAUGCAUUAGAGAUGAAAUUUCAUUUUUCGUUAAAUGUGUGAUCAACCACUCCUUUUGUUUCCUUAUAGAGAUGAAAUUUCUGAACUGAUCAUAGAUGAUCUGGUUGCUUUUUUCAAAAUUGCUAUGAUUGCCUUUAUUAAAAAUUGUUUUAAAUCAUAGGAGAAACAAGCACAACUACAAUUCCACAAAAGAGCUAUCAUUCUAUCUUGGCAAGUUUUAAAUAAUUUGCAGGAAGGUGUUGAAACCUCGUUGAUUGUGUGGCAUAGAAACCUGAAUUGUUUUUUUUUUCCCCCACAUUUUGAAGUUCUAGAAAUAAAGCUUGGCAGAUGAGGCAUCAAAGGUAGAAUACUGACAAUUUGUGGCUGCUCUGUAGAAGUAUGGCAACAGAGAGUCAAGCUGAAAAUGUUCAUGUUCUUGAAAACUUCAUGCUCAAUCUUGUAAACACAAUUUUUUUGGCGGGAGAUGUCAGCAUUAUAAAACUUUAUUUUAAAGGUUAAAACAGGCUUUAGCAUAUUUUUUGGGGAAAAAAUAACAAACUUGAUAUAAACCACAAAUGUUCAGUUGUUUUCUUCCCCCUUCUGCCAGUUUGUUUUUAAUGAGAAAAUUUACUUCAAUGUGUUGAAGGCCUUAAUAGUAAGCGUGACAAAAUUUAGACUUGACUUUUUAUGGAGCUGUCUAAAAAAUGAAAUCCAACACAAUGGGGGUUUCUGUUAAAUCAGAACUUACUGAUUGCAUCAUUGCAGUUCCUUCAACUCAAAAAAUACUUUCAUGCAGACUUACAUAUGAUUUGCUUUGGUGGUUUUGUUUUUCCUGCUGAAGCUCAUCCUUAAUCAUCACUUCAGCAGUUUUUUAAGACUUGCUGUCCAGGCCAUAAAAUCUAACAAAGAAUUUUUUUUCUGCCUAAUGACGGAGUCUCAUCACACCUUCAUUAUAAGCCUAAACCUUUUCAUUGCUGUAGUUUCCCAUUCCUUUUUACAUCUGUUUCCGCCCUCACCAAAACCCAUACAUUUACAGAGCUGGCUGCCUUUGGUGAUAUAGCCUUAGUUGCUGGCUCUGAGUAAAACACCAUCUCCCCCACCUCCCAAAAUCAUACCUGAAUCAACAGAAACUUUUUCCUCCCUUUUUUUUUUUUUUAAAUUUCUGAAAUCCUGUCUGCCCUAGAAAACUUGUUCUUGGGCAGGCUGCCCAUUGCAACUAAUUUUGUGUUAUUUUCGUUGUGACUUCCUUUACAAAUCUAAAGUCACUAAAUUUUCGUUCCCUUGGUGCAAAUUCCAUGGCUUACGUAGCACAAGGGAAGGGUACAAAAGCCCUCUGAACUACGUUUAGUGGGCAUGUUCUGCAGUAGAUGGAAAUAGUUUGGUGCCUAAAGCAUCUGGACAAUAGGCUGACGAGCUAGUCGGCAAGCAAGUGUAUGAGCAUAUCCUGUUGUUAAGGAUCAGUUCCUUUCAUGAAACAUGAAAAGACUACAGUAUUAGCCUUUGUUCUGCUUAAAUAAUUGACAGCCUUUUGUGGUGGUGAAGGGAUAGCUUUGGUUCUAUGGGGGUAGGGAAUAUCAUUUUAUAGAGGUUCAUACUUAAUAAACAUGUGAAAUCAAGUUUAAAGGCAUUACAAUUUUAAACAGUCCAUCUGCAUGCCCAUUUACAAAAAUGGGGUGUAAGCAUGUACUGUAGACUAAUAUAUCUAAAGUGUGAAAGUCUUUCAAAAAAUAAACAGCUUGAGGUUGUAUAAAACUUUGCAGUAGAUUUUGUCUAAAAAAUAUUUAAUAUACGUUUAACAAGUGAUGAAAAAUAUUCACAACCAAGGCUGCCUAUUCUUUAUAGCAAGCAGUUUGGCAUACUUUGCUAUCUAGUUAAUAUAAGCUUACCACUUGGCUUGAAUAAAGCCAGAUGUUCGCAAGUUUCAAAUUUGAUAAACGCAGGAUGCUUGCUGAGUUAAUGGCCAUUGUCUUGCAUCCUUGAUUUGCAUUACAUGCGCUACCAACUUAAAAAAUCUGCCAUGAGCUGGCCAGGGAUUUGGCAGUUGUUUUACACAAAUUCAAAACCAAUGCCCAGAGAACAUGGGCUUUGUGAGCAGGCAAGCAGUGGUAACUGGUGGAAUUUCUUGCACACAUUAUGUGAAGAGCAAACAAUAAAUUUGUAGAGGUCUUUGCCAGCAGAUUGGAUUUAAAAGAAAUGUGUUAGCAACAAACUAUUGUUACUGGCAGUUUGUAGAAAAGCAUUAGUGCAAGAUAAUGAGAAAUUUUAAAUGCAUUUUGGCAGACUGAUAUGCUAUAUGCAGUAAUAUAUCUUGUAAAGCCACAAGCUUUGGUAUGUAGGAUAAGAACUGUAAAACUUUUUUCUUGGAUCAAUUUUCUUUUUGAAAUAAGAGCCUUAUUGUUUUCUAAAGGUUCAUCAAUGGUCUGCAUCAAAAUUGGUUAAAAAAUAUGAUGGAAGUGGUUAUACCAUACCUAAAGUAUUUCAACAUUGCUGUUUCUUUCAUGUGGCAUAACACUCUGCCUAAGAAGCUGCUUAACAAUGUAACAUCUGUUGAAUUGUGAUUCCCUGAAUUAAAAUGGCCAGCUCAAGA
This is a messenger RNA of Pomacea canaliculata, 11259 nucleotides long. Its product is annotated as putative ATP-dependent RNA helicase me31b. NCBI's taxonomy places the organism in Eukaryota, Metazoa, Mollusca, Gastropoda, Architaenioglossa, Ampullariidae. Gene Ontology annotation, cellular component: P-body; cytoplasmic stress granule. Gene Ontology annotation, molecular function: RNA helicase activity; ATP binding; mRNA binding. Gene Ontology annotation, biological process: cytoplasmic stress granule assembly; P-body assembly. The transcript is spliced from 11 exons. The coding region runs from base 285 to 1607 and encodes 440 amino acids. The record is from RefSeq and is a predicted model, not a curated record.